UAUGCAGAGUCGUUUAAGGUUAACGUCAUGACACCCGUGCAAUAGGGAUAUUAUACCAGUAUCAAUAACAUCAACAUCAAUAAUAAUAAUAAUAAUAAUAAUAAUAAAUAUCGUCUAAUACAGCUAAAAAAAAAAGACUAAUAAAGCUCAUAGUGGUCGUGUACAACAUCAAAGUCUGCAUGUGUUGUAGGCAAGACAGAGACACCGGACCGUACACUGGGGUGUAGACAUGAAUUGGAUGUUUGGACAGACACUCUAUAGGUGAAAAUGGCAGCUCUGGAUUGUGAGUUUAAUCUUAACGGGAUUCCCGCGGAUGAUAUAGCAACCAAUGAGAUGAUUUGCCUUGAGCCUCAGCACAUGAUCGAUAGAUGGAAAAGUCAUUUUGAUAAGUAUGAUAUUCUUGGAAAAGGAGAAAUAAGUAAACAAGAUUUUCAAGAAUUAAUGGUAGAUCCGCAAUUUCAAGAGGAAAUUCCAUCCCAUAAAUUGGAUAUCCUUGGUUCGAAGAUGAACACAGUCGAUCAUCUUUCAUACCAAGAAUUUGUUAACAUAAUGAGCAACAAAAGAAAUCCAAGCUUCCGACUGGCUGUGCAGAGCCGAGAAGCUGUGGACGGCUGGAGCGACAAUUUUGUCUACCUUCAGAGCAGGAAGGAUUCUCGUUUCAGAAGAAUGGUACGCAAGAUUGCAAAGGAGUUUCUUACUGAUGAACUGGACAGACAGUACUAUGCUGACCGCUACAGCUGCUGGCCUCCACCCAUCUUUGUACCAGUAAUUACUUUAAUGGAGGUGGGAAGUUUCAUCUACCAUUGCAUUGAUGCUGGUGAGAUCCGCCCAAAUGGUCCUGUGCCAAUGAACAGUCUAUUUAUAUACCGCCCGGACAAAAGAUUGGAGUUAUGGCGAUUUUUCUUCUAUAUGUUAAUACAUGCAGGAUGGGUUCACUUGUUUUUUAAUAUGUUAGUACAAGUUUUGGUUGGUAUACCUCUGGAAAUGGUGCAUGGAUCCUUUCGUAUUGGUGCUGUCUACUUAGCAGGAGUUCUAGCAGUUAUGACUUCCCAUCAUACAACACCACCUCUGCCGUAG
This is a messenger RNA of Octopus bimaculoides (California two-spot octopus), 1077 nucleotides long. Its product is annotated as rhomboid-related protein 3. The record is from RefSeq and is a predicted model, not a curated record. Gene Ontology annotation, molecular function: calcium ion binding; serine-type endopeptidase activity. Gene Ontology annotation, cellular component: membrane. NCBI's taxonomy places the organism in Eukaryota, Metazoa, Mollusca, Cephalopoda, Octopoda, Octopodidae.